UCCAACCCGGUGUAUAUCUGUAUGUACAUUUAUUAUAUACACCGAAUUGAUCCUGAAUUGAUCCUGAAUUUCGUUCCUAAUGUACACUCGGUAAUAAAUCCCUUUGAUCUGCGACUGGCGGUUCGUUUCACCAACCGCAAGUCUUUCAGUUUAUCGGUGGAGCGCGCGCAGCGAGACAAUUGUAUACUGAAAUGUUGCCGGUAAAUUAUCCGGUUUUUGCACGGAAUAUGUUCCUUUACUUGUGUUUGACUGUACUGUUUAUCAGCGUGUGCCGGGUUUUGGCUGACGACGACGAUGGCUCCUUUGUGUGGAGCAGCAGCAGCGCCUCCAACAAGCCCAAUUCGCGCUCCAAAGCCCGCGUCAUGGUGGGCCGCAACCGCCUCAGCUCGCCCCGCAACCGCGGCCUGUUGGACGAGCUGUUCGGCGGCAGCAGCACCUCCCUGGAGAACAACUUCCUCACCAUCCAGAGCAGCAACACCAAGAUCACCCAGACCAACGGUCUCCCGCCGCAAGCCGCUUUCGCCCCGAACCUGGCUCCCAACCCUCUCCCCGACAACUGCGAGUGCGUGGCGCCCAACGAUUGCCGAGACAUCUCCGGGCUGGCGCGGAGCACCCGGAGGUUCCAGCAGAACUUCUGUGCCAUUGGGACGGUCCCGUGUUGUGCUGAUCAACGUCCGGGACCCGGGCCGGUGGUCGGCGGGGGUCCGGGCUUCGUCGGAGGAGGCCCCGGGAUCGGUGGAGGUGGUCCUAUCGUCACCGGAGGUGGUCCGGCCAUCGGCGGCGGCGGUCCCGGGUUUAUCGGCAACGGCGGUCCGGGUUUCGUCGGCUCCGGUCCACGCCCCGUUAUCACCAACGGUGGACCGCCUCCCCUCCCCGCCGGACCCCGCCCCGUGCCGAUCGGCGGCCCCGGAGGUGGCCAGAUCCUGCCGAUGGGGCAGUGCGGCCGCAAAGGCGGGAAUCCGUUGGCGCGGGUGUUGGAUGCGGAGAUGCCGGAGAACGUGGCGGAGUUCGGGGAGUAUCCGUGGAUGGCCGCCAUUCUCCGCCGCGACCUGACGUAUGUGUGCGGCGGCGCCCUCAUCGACGUGAACCUGGUGGUUACGGCAGCCCACUGCGUGGCCAAGAUGAAGUUUGAGCCGUUGAUUGUGCGGCUGGGAGAGUUCGACGUGUCCGAGACGCAGGAGCCGCCGUUCCAGGACAUCCCGGUGCGCAGCGUCAUCAUCCACGCCGGCUACCACUCGGGGACGCUGCGCAACGACAUCGCCAUGCUGGUGCUGGACGGGAUGGCCGCCUUCAACGGCUACAUCAAGCCGGUCUGCCUGCCGCCCCCGGGGGAUCUCGCCGGGGCGCCCUGCACCGUCACCGGCUGGGGCAAACACCGUCCCGGAGCACGAUUUUCGCAUAUUUUACGGGAAGUGGACCUGCCGGUGAUCGGCAACGGGCAGUGCGAGAACAUGCUGCGCCAAUCAGCGGAACUGGGGCCGGAUUUUAAUCUGCAUCCCAGUAUGCUGUGCGCCGGACUGCCCGGCAAAGACGCCUGCUCCGGCGACGGCGGAAGUCCGUUGGUGUGCCAAGUGGACGGCGCCUGGCGCUUGGUCGGCCUGGUGUCAUGGGGCAUCGGAUGCGGCCAGUACCCGGGCGUGUACACCCGCGUCAACGCCUUCGUCCCCUGGAUGAUGGACCUGGCGCAGCGCAACUAACCAACCCAACCCGGAAAUCAACCGGCAACCGGCGCUUAUAUAAACGCCGUAAAUUGCACUCACUCUGUUGUGAUAUAUACGCGUCCCAAAAUGCUUCCGGCUACGCUGGCGUAGCCCACUGAUUUGUAACUGAAUUUUAUUUCUCUGCCCGCCAAAAACAACAACAGAUUAAAGCUUGUAUGCGCAUUG
Paramacrobiotus metropolitanus is the source of this 1886-nucleotide messenger RNA. Its product is annotated as serine protease 44-like. The record is from RefSeq and is a predicted model, not a curated record. NCBI's taxonomy places the organism in Eukaryota, Metazoa, Tardigrada, Eutardigrada, Parachela, Macrobiotidae. The transcript is spliced from 6 exons. Bases 192 to 1697 code for a protein of 501 amino acids. Gene Ontology annotation, molecular function: serine-type endopeptidase activity. Gene Ontology annotation, biological process: proteolysis.